AUGGUGGGCCACUUCAUCAGAGAUUGUCCUCAAGCCAAGAAGGAGGAGCCUAAGAAGAGUACUACUCAGAACCCAGGACGACUUUUUACCAUGACUCAGGCUGACGCAGAUGCUAGUCCGUCAGUGGUGACAAGAGCUACUCAUUCCUACGUGUCGAGUAGAGUAAUUGAAAGUUUCCAUAAACCAUGUGAUAUAUAUGCUUCGGGGUUUGGUACCCUGUUACCAUCAGGAGACCUUAUAUUACGAGACCACAAGUUGUAUGCUAAAUUAAAAAAGUGUGAAUUCUGGUUAUCUCGUGUCUCUUUCUUGGGGCAUAUAGUAGAUAAAGAUGGGAUAAUGGUGGAUCCGGCCAAGAUUGAAGCUGUUCGAGAUUGGCAAACACCAAAAUCAGCUACUGAAGUCAGAAGCUUUUUAGGUUUACCUAGGUAUUAUCGUCGAUUUGUUGAGGGUAUCUCAAAGAUUGCUGUACCCUUAACGGAGUUGACCUGA
Cannabis sativa is the source of this 489-nucleotide messenger RNA. RefSeq lists its product as uncharacterized. The record is from RefSeq and is a predicted model, not a curated record. The transcript is spliced from 3 exons. Bases 1 to 489 code for a protein of 162 amino acids. NCBI's taxonomy places the organism in Eukaryota, Viridiplantae, Streptophyta, Magnoliopsida, Rosales, Cannabaceae.